Messenger RNA from Octopus sinensis (East Asian common octopus), 2146 nucleotides. RefSeq names its product sodium/potassium-transporting ATPase subunit beta. The record is from RefSeq and is a predicted model, not a curated record. Gene Ontology annotation, biological process: potassium ion import across plasma membrane; intracellular potassium ion homeostasis; intracellular sodium ion homeostasis. Gene Ontology annotation, cellular component: sodium:potassium-exchanging ATPase complex. Gene Ontology annotation, molecular function: ATPase activator activity. Lineage: Eukaryota; Metazoa; Mollusca; Cephalopoda; Octopoda; Octopodidae. The transcript is spliced from 5 exons. Bases 336 to 1238 code for a protein of 300 amino acids.
GCUUUUGUUUCGAAUUAGGCCACCGGAUGUACUUGUAGCUACCACUUUUAAGUGAGAUUUCAAAUUUAUUUAGUUAGAUCGUAUCAAUAAUUAUAAUUUGUAUCAAUAGCAUUAUCUUAGCCAAAACUAGGUGAAAUAUAUGCCUUGUCCAUUCAUUCAUUUGGUAAGUUCGUUUUGAAAAUAAGGAGGUAGAAAUACAAUUAGUAACGACUCUUAGUACAACUAGUGAUGCCUGUCCACUAGGCGUACUUUUCGCUCGUUACCUUAACUUUGUUAAUGAAUUAGAUGGAAGUCACGAUUCAUUGAAAACGCUACUCAAGCAAGAGGGAAACAAUAUGUAUGGCUCAGAAGAGGUACAUCUCGCUCAAAAAAUAGAGUAUGAAUACUCGACGGAUGAUCUAAACUUUCUUCCACCUGGCCAAAACAGUUACUUUAAAUUACCCUCCGUUCGGACACGGAAAACUAUUUUAAAAAUUGCGAUAGCAGCGGCAUUUGUACUUUUAUGCAUCGUCCUUGCAUAUCUUUUACUCCAUCGGAAACAUUUAGACACAACGUUUACAGUAAUUAACAGUAACGAUACUUUUUCAGGUCUUGCCUUACAUACUCCAUCAAACAGCAAUCACUUGAUUAAAUUCAACACCUUCAUUAAAGCAUCUUAUCAGCCAUACUCGGAAAACAUUGAAACAAUUCUUCAAGAAUACUGGCAUGAGUAUGUCAACAACUCACAUUUAGAAGAUUGUUCAGUGUCUGGACUACACUCAAAGAAAGAAAAUUGUAUUUAUUGGCAGCAAGACCUUGGUAGCUGUAUUCACCUACAGAAUUAUGGUUAUGCAGAAGGUAGACCCUGCAUUCUUUUGUCACUUGAACUGCCUGAAAAUACAUUACCUUUCCCUUACAAGAAAAGCAACCCUGUUGUUAAAAAAUACUUAACUGGCAUAUGGUCUAAAGAUCAUGUUCCAGUUACCUGCACUGGAGAGACAGAAGCAGACACAAGAUAUUUAAUCACACAGGACCCCAUUUUCAAUAAUUCUAUCACUUAUUCACCAUUAAAAGGGUACUCUUUAGAUUUCUUCCCACAAUUGAGGAGUCCUCACUAUCGAGCCCCAUUGCUUAUGGUGCAGUUUAAUACCUUACAACCUGGAUUAACAGUUCAUGUUCGAUGUAGAGUUUGGGCAAUAUACAAGAAUGCUACAAAAGCAAUCAAAUCGGUGGUCAAAUUUCGACUACAUAUGAACUAACUCAUGAAAUAUUCAUAAGUAGCCACAUUAAUAAAGAUUGAUACUCAUUAUUUUCACAGUGUAGUCAAGUAGUUUCAAAUGGUUUAAAACAGGUAUAUACAACACUGGGCUUUAGUUUAUGUAGUUUAAUGUUAAAAGAGAUUGAAAAAUAUUAAGUUUUAAGGUCAGUAAGUUUGUAGAAAUUGUGAAGUACCAAAUUAACAGCUUUCUAGAUUUUUAAUUCAAACUGAAAAAAAACCAACAAGAAAAAACCAAAGAAAACUAGCAUUUCUAAGUAUAAAUUUAACUUUGUUUAAAUAUGCUGUAGUUGUAGAUGAUACUGGUAUUAAAGCAGAAAUAGAGAUGACCUUUUCAGGUUUGUUUUCCAUCUGCUUUGUUGCUUCAGUUAGAAAACUGUUGAAACACAAGCUUUGUAGUCAAUGUCUCAGAGAAAAAAAUUAUAUAUUAAAGAGAUUAAUGAACAUAAUUUUUCCAGUUUGAAUUUCUUAUUAAUGUGCUCAUUCUAGAAUAAAACUACAGUUUCAUCUAAAAUCUCUUUGAAAAUAAUAUACUUCAUUAGAUUAAGACAAUAGGGAUGUGGCUAGAUCCCCAUCUAACUGACAAAUUUUGAAACUACAUCUGCAAAAAAUGAGAGUAAAAAAACUAAUCAAUUAAAAUUUGAAUCUCAGAAUUCUAUGCCCCAUCUGAGGACCUCAGAAUUCUAUGCUCCAUCAUCUGAGGAGCUCAGAAUUCUAUGCCCCAUCUGAGGAGCUCAGAAUUCUAUGCCGCAUCUCAGGAGCUCAACCUUGUUAAAUUGAUAGGCUGUAGAAACUGUUUCAAUGUACAUUUUGAGAAGAAGCAUUUAAUCCUAUCACUAAAUGGAAAAUUCCAAAAGUUUGCACUUCCAUGCUAAUUGGCAUCUGGAAAGG